AAAACAUUGUUAGUAAGCCAAAUAGUAAGUAGACAUUCGUGAAUGUAAACAGACGCAUCUUAUUAUGCGUGUUUAUCAACGUGAACGCAACAUUCUCUGCGAAAAAAGGUCAAAUAGAGCUUUUUGUUGAUUUUAAAGCCUCGUUAUAUUUUCAUUAGUGUUCAAUGUUCAAAAUCCAACUUCCUUCAAAAUCAAACUGAUCAUAUUUAUGACAUUUUGGAAAUUUGGAAAUUCAUCGAAAUAGAAAAAAAAAAAAAAAACAACAACAGCAACAACAGUCAACUGAAACGAGCAAUGAUGGAAUUUUUUUUUCUUCGAAACCUCCUUAAACAAUUUUUGUGAUUUGAAAUGAAUUAUUUAUUAAGGAAACAAAAUCAGUGAAUUGAAAACGUGAAAUACAAUCAGUGAAACACGAUCAAACAGUGAAUUGAGAACACUAAGCGUAUCUGAAUUUGCGCUUCAUAUCCAAAGGAGAGAAAAAAAAGAAGAAAAUAAAAAUAUCUGAGCCAAGAGGAAAAAAAAAAACUAAAGUGGAUAAAAGCAAUAGAAACAGUUUGAAGAAAGAAUAGUUCGCAACCAAGAACUGAUCAACCGAAUUGAAAUUGUUGCAUUUGGUGUGAUGUGUGAGAACUUUAUGUUUUAAUUUUCGACAGCAUAUUGUGAUUGAAUGUUAAGUUAAUAAAUCAGUGAAAAAUCGAACAAUAAUGCAAAAAUUGUACUCAGAAUCACCAACAGCGUCAAAUAUGUCGAAUGGUAAUGGUAGUAACGGCGGCUCAGGAAACAUGAGUCCAAUGAACAGUGCUUACAAUAUGAAUCAAAUGCCGAUGUCGGGCAUGGCGUCGGUCUCACCACAAGGCUCGGGAAACAACGGCAGUAGUGGAUUCGGAAAUAGUGUUCUAAAUUCAAACGGAAUGGGACCGCUUGGUUCGUCCAUUAACUCGAUAAAUGGUAACUGCAUGACAUCGAGCGCAAUGUCCUAUGGUGCAAUGAGUUCGCCACUCAGUAAUAUGGGAUCAUGUAAUAUGGGAAUCGGAAGUAUGGCUGCCACAAUGAGCAGCUACACAGGCGUUGGUAGUUUGAAUUCAGCUCGUGACUUAGGCGACGGCGGAUCACCCAAUUCAGGCGUGUUACAGCGUGCAAGAGUCGAAAAACCAUCAACAUACCGACGCAGUUACACGCACGCAAAACCGCCAUAUUCAUACAUCUCACUAAUUACAAUGGCAAUUCAACAUAAUUCGUCUAGAAUGCUCACACUCUCCGAAAUCUAUCAAUUCAUUAUGGAUCUGUUCCCAUUCUAUCGGCAGAAUCAGCAGCGAUGGCAAAACUCAAUACGUCAUUCGCUUAGUUUUAACGAUUGUUUUGUGAAAGUGCCUCGCACACCCGACAAGCCAGGAAAGGGUUCAUUUUGGACCUUGCAUCCAGAUUCGGGAAAUAUGUUCGAGAACGGUUGCUACCUGAGGAGACAGAAGCGAUUCAAAGACGAAAAGAAGGAACAAGUACGUUCAUCGCACAAGAGCCCAUCGCACAGUAUCGAAGCGACAAGUCCUGGUAGCAAAAAAGAUAUGUCACAUCACGACGAACAUCAUCAUCAUCACACUCACAGUCAUCACACACAUCAUCAUCAUAAUCGUGAACAUAAAGGCGGUUUGAAUCACACAGCCGAAUCACACCUAGCCAAUAUGAUAAGCGGUGCAGCCACAGCAGCAGCAGCUGGCCUGAAUAUUCAUGGUAAAGAUGCUGAAGCGCUGGCAAUGUUACAUGCAAAUGCCGAAUUGUGCUUGAGUCAACAAUCGCAUGUACAACACCAUGGCGGUCCCGUCGGAGGUGGCAACAGCGUUCAUCAUCAACUCCAGCAAGAAGAAUUGACCGCCAUGGUAAAUCGUUGCCAUCCGAAUUUACUAAGUGAAUACCAUCCAAUGCACCAUUUGAAACAAGAACCAAGCGGCUACACGCCCUCCACUCAUCCAUUCUCAAUAACCCGAUUGUUGCCCACGGAAUCAAAAGCGGAUAUUAAAAUGUACGACAUGAGCCAGUACGCCGGCUACAAUACACUCAGCCCGUUGCCCACAUCACAUGCAGCCUUAGCCCAAGAUUCGUACUAUCCCAGUUUAAGCUAUCAUUCGACAUCAGGUGCAACCAGCUUGUGACAUCAGUAUCAACUAUCGUAAGCUUUUUGAGAUGGGGAUACAUUCUUUACCGAUGCAAACCGGCAGCUCCAAUAGUUUGGAGGCAGUCUCUGCGAUUGCUGGUAAUUUUGAUGAAGGUAACCCAAACAAAAACAAAGCGAAACAAAACUCUAGCGAAUAUAGAUCGUUUCUCAUUAAGCGCGUGUAAUUUUGAAUAGAUUUUAAAAUGCAUAUAUGAAACAAUUUCAUUGACAUAAUUUGUUUAAUUAUUACUAACAUUUAAUUUUUUGACACAUACAUGCAAAGAACACAAAAAAUGCUAGUUGCAAAUCGUUAUCUAGUGAGCGACAAUGUCACUCUCAAUCAACUCAUACGCAUACAAAUUUAAUCGAUCUGAAUGGAUAAGAAAAGCGACCUUCGCCAUAUAUAUCUCUCUUUAAUUCUCUCUCUCUCUCUCUCUCUCUCUCUCUCUCUCUCUUUCUCGCUCUAUAUAUCUAUGUCUUGCACAUCAAAUUAGACGUACACAAUAAAAAAAAGCACAUUCAAUUUUCCCUUUGGGACUAACGGAGGUUUUUAUCAUUUAUUGCAUUCACACGUAUCCUUUAUCCGUUCAGGCAUUUGUUAUAAUAGAAAUUUUCUUCUCUUGAAAAAAAAUUAAAAUACAUUAUACUUUAUGACAUUUCAGUGUAGCAUGUUAUUUCCUCUUAGGGCUUUGUUUCAUAUUAUUUUCCGAUUUUUGUUUUCAAUUUUCAAAACAAAAAUUUUCAAAAAAAAAAACUAUUACAUUCAUACUGAACGAAAUACUGAGUAUUGUGGUAAUAAUUUUUUUUUUCGCUUUUAGAUUUUGUAUUACGUUUCAUUUAUCGGUUUAUUGGAACAUCAAAUUAAAUCAGAAACAUACAAAAUAAAUGUAGAUUGUAAAUAUUCAACCAAUUUAAUGUCAAAUUAAGUUUUCUGUUUGAGAGAUAGAUAGAGAGAGAGAGAGAGAGAGAGAGAGAGAGAGAGCCAGACCCAGAGAGAAAGGAGAAAAAACUUGUAAAGCAAUAUGCAAUGUUUUGUGGAUUCAUUGAAGAGAUAGGCAUUUAAGAAAUGGCAAAAAUCGAUGUGAAAAACCAAUUCACUCGCAAAUAAAAUCAUGUUCUCGUAAUGAUCAAUUUCAUAAAUACCAAAUUCGAUUUCGUAACAUUAAUCGUGUUGACAUUUCCGUCUCGUAUAGUUUCAUCCACUUUUUUAAUUUUUAGUAGACAUUUAAUACAAUUUCUUAUUAAUGAUCAAACCAUUUUACUCUAUGACUGGAAAACUAUGUGAAAGUUAGAAGAAAAAGCGAUAGUUUUCAGUUUGAUUGAUACAAUCGGGACGGAUGGAAAUUCGGCUGAGUUUAUAAAAGAAAAAAAAAAUUACGUAGGUCUACAACUAUUCCUUGAAUAAGAGUAAGAACGUUUGAAAUACCAUAAAAGAUUUAAUUAAAUAAUAUAAAAUCAUUUGUAAUUAGAUUUUUCUCAUUACAUAAAUUUAUCUUCAAAACAAAACACUAACAAAAAAAAGUGAAUAAAAAUUGAUGCAUAUUUGACUAAUAAGUAAUAGUGAGCGAAUAAGCACAAACACACACAACAUUCAAGAAAACUUAAAGCCAUGCAAUAAAUACAAUCACAUAAUAAUGAAAUUAAUUAUUUGUGUUUUGCAUUUGGCUGAAUGAAACAAUCAUAUGCCGAGACGAAAUUUAAUACUAAGCAACUAAAUACACUUAGUACACUCACACACCAAAUAGUCCACACAAACGUAAUAUUAAGGUAAACUGGAAGAAAGUAAAAAAAAAACCACACACACACACACACACACACACACACACACACACAAAACCAACAUUUGACAGACAGACAAAUAAUGGCAUCGAUUGCUUUGAUCUAUUCGGUUUUUAUUCGGUUCAUCGUCGUAGUUACGCCGUUGCUGCCCCAUCAUCUAAACUGUAACAGAAAAUUUAUUGAGAAUUAUCUAAGAAAUCUAAAGUAAAAUAAAUUUAAUUGUACUAUUAUUAAUAUAUCGUUAUGAUAUGUAAAAAACGCACAGAGAAAAUAUGAACGUAUGUGUAAUAAACUAUGAUAGAAACCCUAUCUAUCAAAAAUCCAAAAAGAGAAACAAAAAAAACGAAUACUAUAUUUAGCUGCAGGAAACACACACACACACACACACACAUAUAUUAAAUGGAAAUUAUUUUAUCAAGUCGAUAUUAUUAACGGAAAAUGUGAGACAAAUUAAGGAAAUUUAGAAUUAUGUGUAAUUUCUAACGCUAAAUUUUAAAAUGAAAAUCUGAAUGAAAACGAAAAAAAAGUGCAGCUCACGCUGAAGUAAAUAUUGCAACAAUAACAAAAAAUUAAACAAAAAAUAUAAGUUCACACACAGAGACAUCCAAUCAUGAAAAAUUUAAAGAAAGCAUAUUCUACACAUUCCAACUGAUAAUUUUUAGGUAGGCUUUAUUAUUAAUUAUAAUGAUAUAUAUUGUAUAUUACAUAAAAGUAAUUUUAAAAUUAAAAGCCUAAAAAAAUUAAAAAAAAAAAAAAA
Molecule: messenger RNA, 4685 nt
Organism: Sitodiplosis mosellana (orange wheat blossom midge)
Lineage: Eukaryota; Metazoa; Arthropoda; Insecta; Diptera; Cecidomyiidae
Gene: fkh
Product: protein fork head
Exons: 1
Coding region: 705-2147 (480 amino acids)
Biological process (GO): cell differentiation; regulation of transcription by RNA polymerase II; anatomical structure morphogenesis
Molecular function (GO): RNA polymerase II cis-regulatory region sequence-specific DNA binding; DNA-binding transcription factor activity, RNA polymerase II-specific; transcription factor binding
Source: RefSeq, a predicted model, not a curated record